Messenger RNA from Seminavis robusta, 567 nucleotides. NCBI's taxonomy places the organism in Eukaryota, Bacillariophyta, Bacillariophyceae, Naviculales, Naviculaceae. The record is from the annotation of a GenBank genome assembly.
AUGGCCGAUCAAUUUGUUGAUGCGGUUGUUGUUUUCGGAGGGCCCAAAUGGAAUAGAGUUCUUCGGAUCCUGCCUGUUGCCGAAAUGCGCAAGAUGGACGAUGGCGAAUCACGCCAUCCUUUGUUCUUCUGGAGACUUGGUAAUGGAACUGAAUUCUUUUGCAAGUGCACUACUAGCUUGGAGUUUCAACGGUGGGGCAACUCUACGAAAUAUCGAUUCAAAGCCUCUGGGCAUCUAACUGAGGACGGCAAACCAAUUGGCAAAGCUUCUAGCUGGGAUGUCAACCUUAGCUCUCGGGCCACUUGGGCGACAGAAGUUAACAAAAUGAAGGGCUCCACAUCUUCCGUUCGAGUGGUGGGAAUCAACUUGAGCUAUUCUGAAGGAGAGCGACGUGACAAUGAUGUUGUUAGAGUCGAGGCUGUCGUGCCUGUCACCUCCGACGUUGACAAAGGCAAGGUCCUAAAGAAGUGUGUUGAUUGGGGCAAGACUGUUGUUGAUGGCAACAUUCAAUAUCGAGAGCUCGUUCAAGAGCUGCCCAUCGAUCAUGAAAUCAAAUCCAGCAUCUAA